GAUGCCAGACAAUAGGUAUACACAAAAUAAGUACAAAAAACAAUAAAUAGACAGUAAAUACAGAGUUAACCAAAGUGUACUGGCACACAGUGUAUAUGUAUGUGCAAAAUGUGCAAAAUAUAUGCGGCGAUUUUUAGAGGUGGUGUUCAGUAAAUAAUGGUGUGCAUGUUAGUUCAAGUGUUCAGUCCAAGCAUAUUCAAACCACGCUGGUCGUCUUGGCCAAAAAGACAUGGACCUUGAUUCAUGUUGCGAUUAAAUAAUCACUUUUUAAAAUCGCAGUCACGAUAUCGAUCUGAAAAAAAAUGCCGACUCGUUCAUACCGUAUAGGCGCUGUAUGCGCAAAAACGGUUACAACAUCAACUCCUGUUUUCUAUUAGUAACCGAACGUGACGUGUUUCACAAGUCUUUAGAAAACAGAGCAUUACUGCAAAGCCAGACCACCUAAAGAAAGCGUCGUAAAGCCGUAAAGCUGUUCUAUAUUGCUGCGAUAAGAGCGCUUCUCUUCAGGCGCGCCCUGUAAACGUGUGCUCUUAUCUGACCGAUGGGCUGGAUGCCAUUGAUGUGUUUGUCAUGUAAAUGCGAGCCCUUUGAUGGACACUCGCUACGCCCAAAUUGCUGCUGUAGGUCGCACCCCAUUGGCGUAUUUUUGGUCACAUGACCUGUCACUUGGUUGAUAUGUAGCCGGAUGGAACUUUUUGAGAUUUGACGUACUGCUCCGAGGUUGUAGGGCACCGGGGCACCGCUUGACCCCCAUUUGAGUUAACUACCGCUGGACAAUCAUACAGAAUGAAUUCUUACUUAGAUUACACGGUCUAUAACCGCGGACCUAACCCGUUAAACGCCAAAGUUGGAUGCUUCUCUUUGGAUCAGGAGUACAUGCAGGGCGCCUGUGCGAGCACCAACAGUUGUAUAGCUGAUGGGCGGCCGGUUGGAGGGACCUCGCUCACACCGGCGCUGCAUGAAACUCAAGGCAUGGGCUACGCGCAUCAAGCGUCCCAGCCGUACCACAUUAAUCUGGAUCUUGUUACAACGGGACAGGCCGGCUACGGCAAGCAGAGCCGCGCUCACUUGGACUAUGGUCACCAGAGCAUGCUCGGUCAAGGAGAAGACCACAUGUAUCUGCAGACCCCUGGCUUUCCUGUUGUAAGCAUGGGACCCAGCAGUGGAACACCCGGCGAGGCCAACUGCAGGCCAGCAGCGCUCCCAGUGAGCCAAUAUCCUUCGUAUCCCUACGGAGAGAGAGAGCAGCACAGCUAUGGGGCGUACAGCAAAUACAGCAGCCUGAUCCCCCCCGACACCGACCCCAAGAAGAGCCCCAACCAAACACCAACUUUCGACUGGAUGAAGGUGAAGAGGAAUCCGCCCAAAACAGUCAAGGUCGCUGAAUACGGACUCCACGGCCAGCAGAACAUGAUCCGCACCAACUUCACCACGAAGCAGCUCACCGAGCUGGAGAAGGAGUUCCACUUCAACAAGUACCUCACCAGGGCGCGGAGAGUAGAAGUGGCCGCCACCCUCGAACUGAACGAAACGCAGGUCAAAAUCUGGUUUCAGAAUCGCAGAAUGAAGCAGAAGAAACGCGAGAAAGAAGGAACCGUCCCGCUCAUAAACCGCGUCGCCGACUCCGCCGCUGGCCAGAGCCCGAACACCUCCAGCACCUCGUCUCCAGCCGCCUCGCCAAGCUCGGACACUGCGGCCCCUAACUGA
Molecule: messenger RNA, 1707 nt
Organism: Colossoma macropomum (tambaqui)
Lineage: Eukaryota; Metazoa; Chordata; Actinopteri; Characiformes; Serrasalmidae
Gene: hoxb1b
Product: homeobox B1b
Exons: 2
Coding region: 787-1707 (306 amino acids)
Biological process (GO): regulation of transcription by RNA polymerase II
Cellular component (GO): nucleus
Molecular function (GO): RNA polymerase II cis-regulatory region sequence-specific DNA binding; DNA-binding transcription factor activity, RNA polymerase II-specific
Source: RefSeq, a predicted model, not a curated record